Molecule: messenger RNA, 198 nt
Organism: Prunus armeniaca (apricot)
Lineage: Eukaryota; Viridiplantae; Streptophyta; Magnoliopsida; Rosales; Rosaceae
Source: the annotation of a GenBank genome assembly
AUGCACCCUAAUGACCAAGCCCAUACCUCCUUCAUUAUAGAUCGUGGUCUAUACUGCUACAAAGUGAUGCCCUUUGGGCUCAAGAAUGCUGGGGCUACUUAUCAACGCCUGGUGAAUAGUCUCUUCGCCCCACUAAUUGGAAACACCAUGGAGGUUUAUGUUGAUGACAUGCUGGUCAAGAGUCACACUGCUGACUAG